AUGGCGCCGACGAUCAAAGUUGCUGUUAUCCAACUUUACCCAGAGCCCCUACAACCAGAACAUAAUUUCAACAAAGCUGUUUCAUUCAUCCGCUCCGCAGCAGCUCAGGGCGCCGAGCUCGCCGUCCUACCCGAAUACCACUUGACAAGCUGGAAGCCAAACGAUCCCGAGUUCCUAAAUUGCAUCGAACAAUGCUCCGACUACCUAGAGAAAUACUGCUCCUUAGCCAAAGAAUGUAACAUCUCCAUCGUCCCGGGCACGAUCGUAGAAUCCCACAAAGAGAACUCUGCAACGGAAGACAAACUGCUCAACGUGUGCUACUACAUCUCGCCCUCAGGUUCCAUCGUAGGAAAAUACAUCAAAAAGAACCUCUGGGGCCCCGAACGCAACCACCUCACCGGCUCCCGCCACGACCCCCAUGAAGUCUUCGACACGCCCAUCGGAAAAGUCGGUUUGCUAAUAUGCUGGGACCUCGCCUUCCCAGAAGCGUUCCGCGAGUUGAUUGCCAAAGGCGCUCAGAUUAUUAUUAUACCGACGUUCUGGACGCUGAAUGAUUGUAAUAAGGAGGGUCUGGCGAGGAAUCCAGCGGCUGAAGCAUUGUUUCUGGAUAGUAUGCUGACGGCACGGGCGUUUGAGAAUACGUGUGCGGUUGUUUUUGCGAAUGCGGGGGGUCCACCGGGUAUGGGGUAUGCGGGGUUGAGUCAGGUUGCUGUGCCUUUUGUGGGGGCUUUGGGGAAAUUGGGUGGUGCGGGCGAGGGCAUGUGUGUUGUGGAUUUGGAUAUGCAGGUCUUGGAGGAUGCGGAGAGUAAUUAUCAGGUCAGGGCUGAUAUUGCGAGGGGGGAUUGGCAUUAUGUUUAUAGGCACUCGGGCGAGGGGAAGCUUUAA
Messenger RNA from Alternaria metachromatica, 885 nucleotides. RefSeq lists its product as uncharacterized. The transcript has 3 exons. NCBI's taxonomy places the organism in Eukaryota, Fungi, Ascomycota, Dothideomycetes, Pleosporales, Pleosporaceae. The coding region runs from base 1 to 885 and encodes 294 amino acids. The record is from RefSeq and is a predicted model, not a curated record. Gene Ontology annotation, molecular function: hydrolase activity, acting on carbon-nitrogen (but not peptide) bonds, in linear amides.